AUGGCGGCGCUCAGGUCUCUAUGGAGACUGCGGGCACCUUCAGGGUCCUGGUUAACAGGGACGCGGCUGGGGACGGCGCCCGCCAGAGGAAAGCAAUGGCAGCCAGAUGUGGAGUGGUUUCAGCAGUAUGGAGGUGCCGUUAUGUACCCCACCAAAGAGACAGAGAAGUGGGUUCCUCCUCCUUGGAAUGACAAGGACCCUCCGGCUGAGAAGAAAGUCUCCAACCUGACAAUCAACUUUGGGCCUCAGCAUCCUGCAGCUCACGGUGUCUUGAGGUUGGUCAUGGAGCUGAGCGGGGAGUCAGUGAAGAAGUGUGACCCCCACAUUGGCCUGUUGCACCGGGGCACGGAGAAACUAAUAGAAUACAAGACCUAUCUCCAGGCCCUGCCUUACUUUGACCGGCUUGACUACGUCUCCAUGAUGUGCAACGAACAGGCCUAUUCUUUAGCCGUGGAAAAACUGCUCAACAUCAGUCCACCCCCAAGGGCUCAGUGGAUCCGAGUUCUCUUUGGGGAAAUAACGCGUCUCUUGAACCACAUCAUGGCCAUCACCACCCAUGCCUUGGACAUCGGGGCCAUGACUCCGUUUUUCUGGAUGUUUGAGGAGAGAGAAAAGAUGUUUGAAUUCUACGAGCGGGUUUCUGGGGCUCGAAUGCACGCGGCGUAUGUCCGCCCGGGAGGAGUGCACCAGGACAUGCCUCUGGGGCUGAUGGACGACAUCUACGAAUUUGUGAAGAAUUUCUCCAUUCGGAUAGACGAGGUGGAAGAGAUGCUCACAAAUAACCGAAUCUGGAAAAACCGCACUGUUGAUAUUGGAGUGGUAACAGCGGAGGAAGCCUUGAAUUACGGUUUUAGCGGCGUGAUGCUUCGUGGCUCAGGGAUCCAGUGGGACCUUCGCAAAAGCCAGCCAUACGAUGUGUAUGACCAGGUGGAAUUUGACGUCCCCAUUGGAUCGCGAGGCGAUUGCUAUGACAGAUACCUCUGCCGAGUGGAAGAGAUGCGCCAGUCCCUCCGCAUCAUCUUGCAGUCUCUCAACAAGAUGCCCCCAGGGGAGAUCAAGGUGGAUGAUGCCAAGAUCGCUCCUCCAAAGAGGGCUGAGAUGAAGACCUCAAUGGAGGCCCUGAUCCACCACUUCAAGCUGUACACAGAAGGCUACCAAGUGCCCCCUGGCGCGACAUACACAGCCAUUGAAGCCCCCAAGGGGGAAUUUGGUGUCUAUCUGAUCUCCGACGGUAGCAGCCGACCCUACCGCUGCAAGAUUAAGGCUCCUGGCUUUGCCCACCUGGCCGGCUUGGAUAAGAUGUCGAGAGGACACAUGCUUGCAGAUGUGGUGGCCAUCAUCGGCACCCAGGACAUUGUCUUUGGCGAAGUGGACAGAUAAGGUUUGCCCUCGCCGAGGACUACAUAAUCCAAACCAGA
This is a messenger RNA of Euleptes europaea (tarantolino), 1418 nucleotides long. It is a transcript of the gene NDUFS2, whose product is annotated as NADH:ubiquinone oxidoreductase core subunit S2. Lineage: Eukaryota; Metazoa; Chordata; Lepidosauria; Squamata; Sphaerodactylidae. Gene Ontology annotation, biological process: mitochondrial electron transport, NADH to ubiquinone. The record is from RefSeq and is a predicted model, not a curated record. The transcript is spliced from 14 exons. Bases 1 to 1380 code for a protein of 459 amino acids. Gene Ontology annotation, molecular function: quinone binding; NAD binding; NADH dehydrogenase (ubiquinone) activity.